AUGUCGCUCAAACGCCACUUGACUCCCAUCCAUGAUGGAGGAAGCUCCAACGGAAAUUUGGGGUAUGAUGGUGAACCUCGUGCGCGACGAAGGCUCGCCAUGCCAGAUGCCGGGUCUGCGGAUAUUCUGUCUGAUGUGGAGUUAGAAUUGGAUAUGUUCUCGCACGACUUGUUUUUCGAACCCGAAUUCGAUGUACAGCACAUAGGCAUCGAUCUUCAACCUGAGCGGCUGAGGCCAGAUGACAUACAGUUGUGGCCAUCGGUGGUGACUUCGUCAUCAGAGGAACCAGGCAACGCAUGUCCCACUCAAGAAGGCUCGAUGACCGGCCUUGAGACUGGUGUCGUUGAGGAACAGAUCUGCUUUGGAAUGCUGGUGCACGAAAAGGUUAAAUUGGUCGGCAAGGGAGAGCACUUACUUCGGAAGAUCGUGGCGCUUCAAGAAAGUAAACUUUCACGUCAAGUCUUCCAGAUUAGGCCAUCGAGUGAUGGAGAACUCUUCCUCACGUUCCCAGACGCGACAGAACUUGGCUAUCUGUCGGAGAGAAUGAAAAAAACGCUUAAGCCACUCAUAGGAUUGCCGCACUUCGAACUUGAAGCGUGGACCACUCUCAAUCCCAUCUUGGACGCGCUAGGUAAGGCCAAAACGUCUGCCGAGGCAGCGAUCCGCGUGGACGUUCAUGUCUAUGGGCUGGAGACCCUACGAAAUCAGUGCGGCAGGCAGCUUUCGAAAGGAAACCUUUUUCUACAGCAUCCAGACAUGUGUCGACCGGGAAUCCGGUAUGACAAUCCGCACGUCCUUCGAUUUGAUGAGAUCGAGGACUCGGAUGUCGAGGAAGAGACAGAUGCAGCUGAGGAUGAAGGGGAGGCCGACGUAUCCUUCGAGUGCGACGAAGACUUUGAGGAGACAAUUGCGGCUGUUUUUCAAUCUCUGCAGCGGCCCGACAAGCUGAAUCGGCUCAAAGAAACUGGGAAUCUGACUGGGUCCUUGUAUCCACAUCAGGAGGAGGCAUUAGACUUUAUGACACAGCGAGAGACGGGAGAAAUUACUUCCGAAUAUUGCCUGUGGCAGCCAAAAACGAUCGACGCAGAGCAGGUGUUCUCUCAUCUUAUCACUCAUGACCAGCAGCGAGAAAAGCCAGAUGAAAGUGGCGGAGGAAUCCUGGCUGAUGAGAUGGGAAUGGGCAAGUCAUUAACAACUCUGGUUUUGGUCGAAAAGACAACAAAAGAUGCUCGUCAAUGGGCGGCACAUAGUAGUAGCCUCAAAGUGAUGGUAUACCAUGGUCGAACACGGAAGAAUUUACUCGCUGAUAUCGAUCACUAUGACAUUGUAAUCACCACCUAUAACACACUAGCAAAGGAGCAUGACAACAAAUUACUUGGCAAAGGGCAAAGCCCUCUACACGACUUUGUAUGGUACAGAGUGGUUCUAGACGAAGCACAUAUCAUUCGUCGCCGUGAAACUACAUUCCACAAAGCCGUGUUCAACCUCUUAGCUAAAACACGCUGGUGUCUGUCAGGAACACCCAUCCAGAAUAGUUUAGCUGACCUGGCAUCCCUGCUGGCCUUUCUGAAAAUUCGACCCUUUCAUGAGCCAAGAACCUUUCGUCACUGGAUAGGAAGACCAUUCGAGGAGAAGGGGACCAAGCACAGAGCAAUUCAACGGCUUACCACUCUUCUAAACGCAAUUUGCCUUCGAAGGACCAUAGAUCGGGUCGAAAUUCCCGGCAAGAAGCAGGAAACCCGGAUUGUGCAAUUUUCACCUGAGGAGCGUGUUCAGUAUGAUCGCACAUAUUCGACCAUACAACGGUUCAUCCUGCAGCAAGCCGGAGAAUACAGCCAGCAGAGUGCGUUUGGAAUGUUCCAAGUCUUCCUACAAUUGAGAAGCUUCUGCAACCAUGGAACGUACCAGCGCGAGCUCUCAUGGCUCCCAAGGGAUCUACUGGACGACGAAGUAGAUCCUGACGUAAUCAAUCGACUAAUCCGACCGGAGAAUUACAUUGUCCUCUAUGUGAAUCCCUUCGAGGGCCCCAGCUCAAUGGCAAGACACUUGACCGAAGCCAGAAUACGAUUUGAACGUAUUGAUGGCAGAACGAAACCAGCACAGCGCCAAGAAAUUCUUGACUCUUUCAACAAUAGCUUGCAGGUGCCUGUCUUGAUUAUGACAACUGGCACGGGCGCUUUUGGCCUGAGCCUUCAAUCGGUGAAUCGCGUCUUCAUUGUUGAGCCCCAAUGGAACCCGAGCGUGGAGGAUCAGGCCAUUUCGCGGGCUAUUCGUCUCGGUCAGGAGCAACAGGUCCUGGUUAUUCGCUACCGUGUCAAGAAUAGCAUUGAAGAGGACAUGUGCGCGCAGCAAUCGCAUAAGCUCAAGAUCAGCAAAAUGGACUUCAGGAAAGAACUCCUAUCAGUUCCAGAGGAAUCCUCCUCCGCAACUGACGCUUGA
This is a messenger RNA of Penicillium canariense, 2439 nucleotides long. Its product is annotated as DEAD/DEAH box helicase. NCBI's taxonomy places the organism in Eukaryota, Fungi, Ascomycota, Eurotiomycetes, Eurotiales, Aspergillaceae. The transcript has 11 exons. The record is from RefSeq and is a predicted model, not a curated record. Bases 1 to 2439 code for a protein of 812 amino acids. Gene Ontology annotation, molecular function: ATP binding; ATP-dependent chromatin remodeler activity.